AUGGCUGGCCCUAGAAUUCAUAUCCUCGGCGCUGGAAAUAUUGGUUCGCUAGUCGCUACGUCGCUUGCAGCGACUCCUGGAAAAACAUGCCAACCACUCGUUAAUUUAAUUUUGCGAUCACCAGAACGCGUGCGGGACUAUGAGCGCCAGGGUGGUGCGCUGACGAUCUAUCGUACCGUGGCAGGUGUUCCCGUGGAAAUCAGUCGUCAAAUUCCUGCUGUUGAUCCAAACUCACUUGUUCGACGAUACCAGGCAUCCUUGGGUCAAUCAAAUAAAAACAAAAGCAAACCUGAUAACAGUACGCUCGACAAUCUGGUAGUCAGUGUGAAGACCCAUCAAACAGUAUCAGCAUUAGGCCCACUUAUUCCUGCCAUCACACCGUCAACGGCGAUUCUGCUGCUACAAAAUGGCAUGGGUUCCUAUGAGUCUUUAUGCCGGACAUACUGGCCUGACCCUGCGCUGCGGCCACAGUUUUAUGUAGCCAUUACAACCCAUGGAGUAAACUCUGUUGGGGCCCCACAUCAACAGCACCUCUCUAACUUUUCGUUUACCCACGCAAGUCCUGGAUACAUAACCAUAGCACGGGUGCCUUCCAAUCCACAACUGGCUGAAACAUCAGAUGAGGCACUUGAGAAACAACAAGAAGAAGAUGCAAGCCGACAGUCGCCGCUUGUGAAAGCUUUGGAGCAUGCACCAGGACUUAAAGCUCGCUACGUACCUUACCCAGAAUUUUUGGUUACACAGGUUGAUAAGCUGGUUGCAAAUGCAGUGAUUAACCCGCUAACUGCACUUUACGAGUGUUACAAUGGCGAACUUUCAGCACUUUCAAGUCUUGAUAGUCUUGUUUACGGUUUAAGCCGCGAGUGCGCAGAUGUUUUCUGUGCCGAAUAUCGUGACAUUAUUCCAGCGGCCGAGCUGCAUGCUAGUUUCAACGUCGCACGCUUUGCUGAUCUUGUGUCUAGCGUCAUCAAAGCUACAGCUGAAAACCGAUCCAGUAUGCUUCAAGAUGUACUGGCCCUUCGAGACACAGAAAUUGAUGAUAUCUGUGGCCAUGUUGUACGUCUCGGAUAUAAGCAUGGUAAGGGUGUGUUGCACCACAAGAUGAUGUUAGACCUGGUCAAGUCCAAGGUAUCUUUGGGCCGUGAUAGAGCCAAACGUUCAGCUCCAAUUGUAAAUAUUUAA
This is a messenger RNA of Magnusiomyces paraingens, 1182 nucleotides long. RefSeq lists its product as uncharacterized. Gene Ontology annotation, biological process: pantothenate biosynthetic process. NCBI's taxonomy places the organism in Eukaryota, Fungi, Ascomycota, Dipodascomycetes, Dipodascales, Dipodascaceae. Bases 1 to 1182 code for a protein of 393 amino acids. The transcript is spliced from 2 exons. Gene Ontology annotation, molecular function: 2-dehydropantoate 2-reductase activity; NADP binding. The record is from RefSeq and is a predicted model, not a curated record. Gene Ontology annotation, cellular component: mitochondrion; cytoplasm.